AUGGCGCGUGUUGAAAGACCCGUUUUCACAGUCACGGCCCCCAACGGGGAACAAGUCCCUGUCCUUGUCUUUGCCCUUCCUGUAGAGGAAGAUGAGUGCGUUUCUGCUGCUGAGUUCCUCCCUUUUGAGAAAGAGGAGAAGAAAAUUCCUGCCGUCGUGGCCUCUGGCCCAACCGACGCAGAAAUUGAUGCCAUGUCGAUCGACGACAUGCUGGCGAUCAUCGAGCGCGACACUGAGGAAAUCGUGCAGAAGAUGAAGAAAGAAAGGGAGGAUGCUGGUCGAGGUUGA
This is a messenger RNA of Fusarium pseudograminearum CS3096, 288 nucleotides long. RefSeq lists its product as uncharacterized. The transcript has 2 exons. The record is from RefSeq and is a predicted model, not a curated record. Bases 1 to 288 code for a protein of 95 amino acids. Lineage: Eukaryota; Fungi; Ascomycota; Sordariomycetes; Hypocreales; Nectriaceae.